Paralichthys olivaceus (Japanese flounder) is the source of this 1717-nucleotide messenger RNA. The record is from RefSeq and is a predicted model, not a curated record. Lineage: Eukaryota; Metazoa; Chordata; Actinopteri; Pleuronectiformes; Paralichthyidae.
GUCGAGCGGCGUGGACGAGCUGCUGAAGUUGGCCAAACAGUUUGACUUCAACAUGUUCCGUCAGGACGAGGAGGACGUGGAGGACGAGGAGGACGUGGAGGACGUGGAGGACGUGGAGGACGUGGAGGACGUGCACCAGCAGAGUCUGGAGCUCCUGUCUGAGGACAUCUUGGAUUUUGAGAACAACGACCAGGACGAUUUUCCCCCUUUGCUUCACAGAGGCUGUGAACCUGCCGGGACGGACGCACACGUUCUACUGGAGCAACACACGGAGAACGAUUUGGACUUUCUAUUCGAUGGACCGACCCAACGCGUGAGCGGAACUUUAAGUCAGGUGUCGUCUGCUCAGACGUCACAAGUUAAACCUGCUCUCGUUUUAUCUUCCAAAGAGGCUUCUGGGAAAUCUGCAGCUGUUUCCACCACGAACAGUCGCGGCAGGGCAGCGCACGAUGAGUUCGAGGACGACUGGGAAAAUGAUGACUUGCUAAUCGAUUCACUGGUUUUGGAAAUGACACAGAAUCCACAGUUCACUGGUCCGAUGCACAGUUCAACACAGAAACCGACCUGUGGAGACCAAUCAGCUGUUUGUGCAGCGGAAAAAGGAAAAGAGACACAAAGAACAACUUUCAAACUGGAAUCAAACCCUAACUUCUCUGUGAGGAUCCAGACGUGGACAAACUCCAAACCAGCAGGCGACGACACUCGGAGCGGGUUUUCAGGUUUUCCCGCUCCGUCCCAGCGUCUCAGACAAACGUCAAACUCAGAAGCUCAGAAAUCCUGGUUUGAUCAGAGGACGAGUGAUUUCAGCUCGUCUGCCUCGAACGCAGCUCUGACAACAGCAACUCAGAGUUUCCCAAAGAAACCUGCCGCACUUUCUUCCCUCGUGGAGCCCGCGGGCGUCUCUGGCGUCCUGGAUGAGGACCUGGACGCCUUCUUCUCAUCGGAGCCGGUUUGGGACGAUCCCUCUGACGACAACCUGCUGUGUGAAAUGUGUGAGGACCUGGAGAACCAGAUCCAGAGCUCGGACAACGUGUCCGCCAAACUGACUGUGACGUCGAACCAGAGAGCAGCGCUGCAACCGUCCAACAGAGCCUGGGACAACAGGAGCCACCAGCCAGCCAAUCAGCAGCCAGUUCUCCAGAAACAAACAGGUCGCCGGCUGGCUGCCGUCUCGUCCUCUAACGUCACUGCAGGCGUUCAGGUGAACGUGGAGCAGGAUUCCUUCAGAUUCGCUCAGACUAAAAGCACUUCAGGAUCCACCGACCCCCGCAUGGUGGCGAGCAGCCAGGUCCAGUCAGCUGCUGCGGCGCCGCUGCGUAACGCCAUCAAAGAGCAGUUCACCUUCAAGAAGCCAAACAACCCGGUUUCCACGGCAACCAACAAAGUUGUGGGUAAAUGCUCGGCAGCAGAGAUCGAGCUGAAGAAGCUGCGGGCGAUGGAGAGACGACGACAGCGACUGCAGGGCGUGACAUCACAGCUGCAGGAAAGAUGAACAGAGAUGAGCUCAGAAAUAGUUACGCUAACGGAACUUAGUGCCGACUGAUCCUGAAAGAAUCGACGAGCGCCUCAGACGUCGUUCUUUCACCAAACACGUGUUCGUCUGAGGCCGCUGAUGGUUUGGACAUGAAAUCAUUUUAUCUUUACCUCGAAAACUCUGACAUGAAACAGUCGAGAAUAUUUUAAAAGAUUCAUUUUAAAUUAAAGAAAUUUCCUUGAA